UGAUGAGAAAAAAAAAAAAUUCAUCUAUAAAUAAGCAAGAAAAAAAAGUAUAUACAUAUCUGCCAUAGAGGCUCAGCCGUAGCCGAUAUUGAUCUGAGUGGGGGGUGAACCCCUAAGCCGUUGUACAUAUGCAAAUGCUUGUGCAACCGAUAAUUAUGUGAAUGAAUUCAGUUCAAUUUUCGAGUAAUAUGAAGAUAUGAAAAUAAGAAAUUCAUUUAGAUACGUCAUAGGCAAAAGGCGCGGAUUAACGAGAGUUGAUUUGAUAGAAUUGAAUGAAUUCUAUAUUGAGAGCAAAUUAUGGAUGUCAUUUAGAUAGAACGAUUGGGCACUUUAAAGGUUAUCUUAUCUGGCAAUACCGUCGAGUCAAUAGUACUGUUUUUGAACUUAGCCAGGAAGGAAACGCCAAGGAUUUCUUCUCGCCAAGCAAAGUUUCUCUAGUGAUGAUAGGGCUAAUUCUAUUGAAUCUGCUUAAUACCUGUAGGAAGAAAACCAUUCAGCAGGAGCAUUUUCAAAAAUUGGUUUUGCUUACACUUGUGUUUAGCCUUUCUGUAAAGUAUGAAUGAUUAAGGUCUCUAAACGGCCGUUCGAUAAAGCUUCGCACUGAUCUACCUGUAUUUAUGAAGAGCAAAAUGUGCAGAAUAUAUGAAAAGCCCUAAAUCAACUAACAUAUAUAUAUUUUUAAAAUUUUUGUAGGAAUCAAUAAAAUACUAAGCUAUUAACGAAUUCUUUCUUGAGAAUGAAAGCUUCUUGCUUUUUUCAGAUUUAAUUCACAUCAUAGAAUUAAAUGUAACCAGCUUGUAUAAAUCAGAUCAAAAGAGAUAAGAGUGGGAUUAAAAGUUAAAGAAAGAAGACAAUUCAAAAAGAUCGUUGGAUAUGAUGAUAUAAUUGUUGAACAAUAGUUUGUGCAGACGGCUUAGUUACAGCACUCAACUUGGCAAUGCAUUCAUAGCUUCCGGCGGGACCUCUUUUUCUACAUCUGUGAAGUGCAAUAAGGAAGCUGCUCUGCCAACAUAAGGGGACGCAACCUGUAUUCACAGAACAAUCGAAAAUUUUUGCUCUAAUAGUUCAGCGGAGAAUGAUUUGAGCACAUUGGAUGAAAACCCAUCACACACUAGCGCACUACUAUAUAAUUAAUGGGCUUUAAUGGGCUUUAAAACUUGUAAUACAUCAUUUUCAAAACAGACCAAAUUCGGAAUUCAAAAAAAAAUUGAAUUUGAGAUUGAAUGACGUUUACGGCAUCACUUUCUUGUUUUGUUUUGUUUAUCGAGGAAUGUCUUUACCACGUAAAAACCCAUUUCGUAUCAUAACGGAGCGUUCUUGUGUGAUUUUGAAUACAUUCGAGUCUAUGUAUAUUCUAUAUUACUAUGGUUACUAUGGUUAUUUGUUUAAACGUUAAAUCGAUAAAGGUUGAUAUUAUUUAUUAAGCGGUCAUCGAAUGCCUGUGUUGCAAGCACCUAAAGAAUCAAGCGAUUCUUCUCCUGAAGAAUCUAUCCAGCACCCAAUUGUGGAAGAACAAGGAUGGGGUGGAUUGUUAGCUAUUGCUGCUAACGCUCAAGGACAUUACCGUUUGCAAGCUCCGGCUUGGCCUUUAGUUCAAGCGCCGAAUAAUUUCGUUCAAUGGGAGAAUUUGAACAAUGCUCGCAACCUAAAUGGAGGCAAUCCGCCAACACCUGGUAUAUACGAUCGUGAUAUAGAAGAUAUGGAAGAAGAAAAUCAUUUUCCUGCAUACGUGCACUUACUGCCGAUGACCACAGCCCAACCAGCUCCUGAACCGACUAUUGAUGAGUUAUUGAGACGUGUCACUUUACGCACUGAUUUGCAUAAUAUAGAAACUGUUCGAUUACGUGUCCUCUCCUCUCAUUUAAGUCUUUCGCACUUGUCGUUGUUUACACCACGACUUCAGCAUUUGGAUCUUAGCGGCUCAGUGUUAUUUUCUUUGCGCGAUUUAGGUUUAGGUUUAAUUCAUUUAUUACAUUUAAAUGUCAGCAAUUGUGGCUUGAAUAGUCUGGAUGGUACUGUAGCGUUUCCAUCAUUACGCAUCCUAAUAGCCAACGGCAACAUGAUACAGCGUCUCGGUUCCUUAACUGACAUGCCACUUUUACAACGUUUAAGUGUAUGUCAAAAUCGAAUUAGCGAGUUAAGUACCUUAACUUUUCUAAGUUUGUCUUAUCAUUUAACGGAAUUGGAUUUGCGUGGCAAUCCUGUCUGUUAUAAUGCCUUGUACCGCCUAACCAUGCAACGUAAUAUACCGUCUUUACAAGUACUGGAUGGAGAAACUAUAUCCUCGGAUUGUAAUCAAAGGCAAAGUGAAACAGCUCUGGCCACAGACAGCGAUGAAAUGUCGUCGAUAUCAAAUGCUUCGACAUCUUUACCUCUCCUCAAUUCGAAUGAACGCGAACAUCGCGAGGAGCGCGUUAACAGCGCUCCUGUGACAAUGCAAAGAUCGAGUUCUGAAUCAUCGAGUUCACGUUGCAGUAGUUUAUAUACAGGUUCACCGGUUGUUGGGUCUGUUUUAUCGUUGGCUAGAAAUUCUAAUCGUCAGCGCCGCCACGACGCCAAUGCUUGGAUUUCUCCGGAUAAUUCAAGUUCCUCUUUAGAAUUUUCCCACGAUCAAGCCACUGGUGUAGCAUCUUCGCUAUCAUCUCAGGGCAGUUGUGAUAUCGAUUUUACGCCGGUUAAUGAUAAAUAUCAUUAAUUGUUUACAUUGUUGUUAUUUGUUGUUUUGUUGGUAUAAAUAAGCGUUUAAGAUAGAUUAGCGCAUUUCAAUAAAGUAUUGGAAAAGUCGUAAGAUGUUACUAACAUAAUUUGCUUAUAGCUAAAAACCCUAAUCUAAGGCGAAUAGUUUGUGAAGGUGAGAGUUUUCUUUUACCAAAUAAUAUUAUUUAAAUUUGCAUAUCAGCAAUAUGGAGAAUCCAAUGAGUGGGAUCCGGU
Molecule: messenger RNA, 2931 nt
Organism: Glossina fuscipes
Lineage: Eukaryota; Metazoa; Arthropoda; Insecta; Diptera; Glossinidae
Exons: 3
Coding region: 1436-2695 (419 amino acids)
Molecular function (GO): protein binding
Source: RefSeq, a predicted model, not a curated record